This is a messenger RNA of Aegilops tauschii subsp. strangulata, 1505 nucleotides long. Lineage: Eukaryota; Viridiplantae; Streptophyta; Magnoliopsida; Poales; Poaceae. The record is from RefSeq and is a predicted model, not a curated record.
GCAUCCUUCGGUCCCACGACGUCUCUACUCCCUCGAUCCCUCUAUGUCUAUCUCUUCGCCUCCUUCUCUGCUGCGUCUGGGCUCUUGGCGCACUACGCCUUCGUCGCCCCCCGGCUCCCCGUCCCCCCAUCCCCCAGCCGUCUCCCCAUCCCCCAGCCCCCGUUGCGUCCUGUCCGGAGAAAGCGCCGGCAGUGCCAACUUAUCGCCAUCGCCCGUGUGGAAGUUGGGAGAUCCCCGAUCUGAAGUUGGGAAACCAGAUUAAAAGAUUUUGUUGUCUUCGUGGGUUCAAGUUUAGCAGUGGUUCCCAAGAGGAAACCCCCCGCCGCCGGCGGCGGCGACGACGACGAGACAUUGGAGGAAGCUGUCCACACACGAGUUGCUCUACAAGGCGAGGCCAGUGGAGGAUAGGCAGCGGCACACGAUCAUUGCGUACGUGCAAGGGGUUUUCUUGACUACCCUGGACUCGAGCUGCCGCUGCCACCGUCAAGUCUAGGUUAUGACUCCUGAACAUGAUCUAAUUAUUGAUUUUUGGAAAAGAAUGGUGUUCUCCAGUACUGUUCAUCCUCUUUUGGUGUUCCAAUAUGUAUGCAGCAAUUUGACUGAUUCGAGUGGCAUCCAAGGGAAUUUAUUAAUGUGCACAUAUUCAUUUGGUCCAUAUCUCAAAUUAACAAAAAGCCACGCUCAAGCAGCACCACCUGCAUAUGGGAGUGUCCCUAAUACCCUGGUUAUUGCAACUUGUGAAAUUGUCAAGCCACGGCUUGCAGCUGCAGAGCACAUAUCACAGUUCAAUGAGGAUGCACGAUCACCUUUUGUAAAGAAAUACAAGACUAUCAUUCACUCAGGAGAGAUCACUGAACUUGAAUAGUCCUCCAUCAAUUAUGAUCUUUUUGUGGGGAAAUAAAUUAUGAACAUUACAUGUUCUGUCAAGACAAGGUUAUAGUUUUGCUGAACAUUCUCAUGCUACUUUUGCUCAUGUUAUUUGCUCGGCCCCACUAAAGAGUAUCCUGGUGUCACAGGCUUACUUAAAUUUCACAAAGAUACCAGUGAACGACUACCUAGGUGCACCCAAGAUCUGAAAACGUAAUUCAAUUUAGACCUACAAAAAUGCUAUCAAUUGAUCUAAUUUCACCUGAUAAUUUGUUUACGCAAAACCCUAGAUUUUAUCAACCAUGUUAUUGAACCAUUGAGGAAGGCAAUGCUAUCAUCCACUUGAUGCAACUCCUAUCCUUCCAUUCCCUGUUCAGGAUCACAUUUGCUCAGCCCCACUAAAGAGUAUCUUUGUUGUUCAUCACAUCUAUUUAUUAAUUAAUUGUAAUGCAAGAUAAAUGUAACUUCUCUUAAUAAGAUAACUAUCUUGAUGUUUACAAGUUGCUUUUGUCUUGAUUAUGUAGUUUCCUAACAUACAACAACUUCAACUUGAUAAUUGGCCACUCAAGCAUGAAUGACGAUGUAGAUGGAAAUGGUUAUACAUAUACUAUGAGAUUUACAAGUUUUUUGUUUUAUUU